AUGUAUGACAGCAGUAGUGAACAUCAGACCGGAAGCAAAGCACCCUUGUCAAGGUGCAGCACGCAUCAUCUCCAACGGAAACCACUUGAAGACUGCUUAGAAACUCUUAAUUGGUACACUGACUGCUUUGUCUUCCCUCGCACCAAUCUUCCUUCCUGUUGGUCCACCCACUGUCUUACUCUUUCGUCAACGGCGAUUCGCUAUUCAUACACACAGCCCCCCAUCAGAAUGGAAGCCGAGACGCUUUUGCGGCUGACAGUACUCAGCUUUGGCGCUGCCGCUCCGCAGCCCACUCAUGCCAAGCACCACAAGGACAACGUAGCGCCGCCAACUCCCCAGAUUGCCGCAUCUCAAGAUAUACGCAUGACCUUCAUCAACCUCUGGGCAGGGCAACUCGGCCAGUUCAUUUCGGUCAACGCGUUUCUGCGCGAAACUCUCCUAUUUUUUCUCCCAGGACACUGGUGCUGCGGCCCCUGUGAGACGCAUAAUCUUGACCUCCCUGCAGACGCUGCCAUCGACACUAAAUCGCUUGCGCCGCGCCUUGAGCAAUACCGCACUCAACGAGCAGUGAAACAAUGGGCAAUAAACCCGUUUUUCCAGCAGCUCGACACACUCGUCACUGAGCUUCAACCCAAGCCGCGUCAUGCGCAGCCAUCGUUCCAGGAGUGGUUGAAAGUGGUGGAUCAUCUACUAACAGCUCUGCGCACGCUUUUCAUGACAAUGUACAGUGCCUUCUUUAACUCUUUUUGCAACGUUCACAAGACUCUUAUCGACAGCUUUCGAAGGCUGGCUUGGGAAGAUGUACAGACCUCUUACGCACUUGCUGUGUGCGACCUCUCUCGCACCAUCGAAUCAAAGCUCAUCACCGUUGUGUCGCACGCGAUUUCCACCAACGUUGACGCCUGCACGGCGAACACCACGCUGCAGCUCUUCCGCACGCCAGAUAACCUUACCGCCAACGAGGUCUCUGAUUAUGUGGCCUCAGCAUUGCUGGCACGACUCGGUGACGUCGCCUCGAGUGUAGCACUUAAUGCCCGCUUUGCGAAGCAAUUCCCUCAAGCAGCGACAAGUAUAAGUGUCGCUGAAGACAGGCGUGAAGAGUCUCUGGAGUCGCUUCGCAGCUCGAUAUCCUCCUACGUUGAGAAGCUUUUAGCAGCGGCUAGAACCACAAACCUAGGAGCACCAAGCAUCACAGAGCCUUCCGCUUUCCCUAGCGAUGAAUUAUCCACCUUCAGCUAUGCAAGCAAAGCUACUUCCACCCCACCGCUCAGCGUGGAAGCGAAAAGAAUCGCACAAGCUGCACAAGUGUUGCCGUGCAUACCUCGUUCUGUUUCGGUUGAAGACGCUUUCGCGCUGACUACCAUGUCGGAGGGAGCUGAUGUCUUUUCCAGCGUCGCUGCAGUCGCCGCAUCCAUCGGAGACGUUGAAGGGAGCGUCCGAAGCCUUGUGGCACAGCAACACGAAGAACAGCAAGCCGUACUGGGCUGGGCACCGAACAAUAAAGGCAGGCAACGCGAGAGCUGGUAUGGCGCUGACAAGACUUCUGAGGUCACCAACCCAGGCAUUGAUGAUGCUCCUGCACUAGCAAAGAAGCCGCCCGCUAUCCAAGAAAAACCAGUGGAGUGCUACAGAAGCGACCCCGGGGAAACGGCGUUGUUUUGGAAUAGGCUGAGGCAGAAGCUUGGCCUGGAUGAGGCAUCAGUCACGCAGGCAAGGGCACAGUGCGGCUUUCGGUGUGAAUCGCCGUAUCCAAAUGUGUAUCUCAAAGAUCUCGAUGUGCGCAACAACGACCGGACCACUCAGCUCUUCGUGGAAGAGGUUCGACCGCUGCUUUCACUCAAAGACUCUCCCACACUAAAGGCGAGGAAUGUGCGACUUUUCCGUGAAGCCUGCACCAGCUACGGCAAGCAGCUGUGGGAAAAGACGCUUGAGAUUCGCGAAACGCUACCGUGUCUACCGGUUCGCGUGAGAGGUGUUUUGCUGGGGACAAUGUACUCGGCCAUGCGGGCAGACAAGCAGUUUCAGUCCCUCAAGCAAAUCCGUGUGCAGCUGUGUCAAGUCGCCACCAAAACAGGCGGCACCGCAAAGGACGCGGCAACAUUAUCCAAUGCCGAAGAGCAGUUACUCAAGAGAGCAGAGCUACUUGCCCAAGCGGUGAAUGCUACCGAGAAUGAUGCAGUAGAGGAAAAUCGCAGUCAGGCACAGCCAACUGAAGUAACAUCUGCCCAAAAACCAGAGUGCCGGGAGAAGGCAGCGCUGACAAGCAUUUCGAGUGAAACAGCCCUCUUCAAAAAAGGCCUCUGUGGCUCUAUAAGCCGCUAUGCAGGAGCCAUUGGAAGCUCGGUUUCACUGCAGACGACGAGCGCCCGCUCUACUGAUGCUGCAUGGCCGCGCUCUGCUGUGAUGGAUGUGUUGGCGCAGUCGCGAAAGAGUAUGGCAGAGCUGCCAGUCCAGGAAAUUUCACCUGGAACCCCUGUCGCCGAUGUUUACCGCCAAGCGUGUCGAUGCCAUGGUGUAAGCCCAAACCUCAGUGUGGUGCGCGAGCUCAGCGGCAGUGAUGCAGACUACUUUGCUACUCUCAAUCUCUCCAGCAACUACGUGGGUGUGGAGGGUCUGAGGCCGGUGCUGGACCUGCUGCAGUACAACGGCGAGCAUCUCAUUUCUCUCUCCGUCUGCAACAACGACCUGGAGAGUGAUGACGUUAACGAUCUGUGCGGCAUACUUCGAGGGCCAGCAGGCACAAACUUAGUCCACCUGGAUGUGUCUUACAACCCGUUUACAAACGCUACGUUUCCUGCUCUCAAAGAGCUUGUGUCAUCUCUGGCCUGCAUCGAGACACUAGUGAUGAAGGGAACCCUUCUCUCUUCAUCCGCCUCACGCGAGUUGCAGGUCAUUGUUGAAAGAAAAAUGAUCCAGCGGUGUUCCUGA
Leishmania major strain Friedlin is the source of this 2928-nucleotide messenger RNA. RefSeq lists its product as hypothetical. NCBI's taxonomy places the organism in Eukaryota, Euglenozoa, Kinetoplastea, Trypanosomatida, Trypanosomatidae. The record is from RefSeq and is a predicted model, not a curated record. The transcript has a single exon. The coding region runs from base 1 to 2928 and encodes 975 amino acids.